Molecule: messenger RNA, 4540 nt
Organism: Seriola dumerili (greater amberjack)
Lineage: Eukaryota; Metazoa; Chordata; Actinopteri; Carangiformes; Carangidae
Gene: rab24
Product: RAB24, member RAS oncogene family
Exons: 9
Coding region: 467-1081 (204 amino acids)
Molecular function (GO): GTP binding; GTPase activity
Source: RefSeq, a predicted model, not a curated record
CCCACCCAAACAAACAAAGCUCAGCUGGAUAUUUUUUCCCCUCAGAAACGUGAACCAUCUCUCUCCUCUGCUAGCCGUUUCCCAUCAGCUAGCUGGACUUGUUUUCAGAGAAUGGCGCUCCUGUAUACCGCAGACGAUGUUUACCGUCUCUGUCUGUAACCUCAUCCAACUGACGGCUUGCUUGUAAUUUCAGCCAUUGCGCAACAGUGUCGGUGGGGUUAACCUAGCUAGCUGCCACUCUACAGCAGCAGCCGGUUUAGCAAGGCUGGGCAGAAAUGACGAGCGGUUUGACUGCGACCGUCUUCACUUUAAAUCAGGUGUGGUAACCACGGAUGACAGACCCGGUUUGGCUCCUGAUGUUGUGAAAGAUUUGUUGAGUCAAGCUACGUACCAGCUGCCUCUUAAAUUAACAACCCCCCCAGCCCCAUCUGUUUGCUUGUCCUGGGCUUUUCAAAACUCAGUUACUAUGAGUGCAAUGCGUGUGGAUGCCAAAGUGGUGAUGCUGGGAAAGGAGAGUGUGGGGAAGACCAGCCUGGUGGAGAGAUAUGUUCAUCAUCGCUUCUUGGUCGGCCCAUACCAGAACACUAUCGGUGCUGCUUUUGUUGCUAAACCAAUCCAGGUGGGAGAGAAAGUGAUUACCCUCGGCAUAUGGGACACAGCUGGAUCAGAGCGCUACGAAGCUAUGAGCAGAAUCUACUACAGAGGAGCUCGGGCGGCCCUAGUCUGCUAUGAUCUCACUGACAGCAGCAGUUUCCAGAGAGCUCGGUUCUGGGUGAAAGAGCUGCAAAACUGCGAGGAACACUGUAAGAUCUACCUGUGUGGCACGAAGAAUGACCUGAUUGAAGGAGAUCGGAGUUUGCGCCAAAUCGACUACCACGAUGUUCAGGACUUUGCUGAGGAGAUUGGUGCACAACAUUUUGAGACCUCCAGUAAAACAGGAAAUAACGUGGAUGAGUUAUUCCAGAAAGUUGCUGAGGAUUACAACAACACUGCCUUCCAGUAUAUGACAGCAGAGGAACCUGGCGUCGACUUGGGCCAGAAGAAAGACUCAUAUUUCUACUCCUGUUGUCACAACAACUGAUUCUGAGCAGCGGGAAGGGAAACACAAGUGGUCACAUUCCCUCAGCUGGAGUCAAACCUGGAAAUGCUGGAUGGGCAUCAGAUUUUUUGCUCUGGAUCUGGUAUCCAAGUGACAGAAAAAGAAAUCAAACGGUACUGUUUAUACCUUGUUAAAUAUGUUUAUUUCUUUUGUGCCAUAAAGAACUGUGGGCUACAAAGCUUUAUAGAAGAGGAUCCACUACGGCUGCAACUGUUACUGGGUGAAGAGGGAUUUAAAAACCAACACUUCCAUCUUUCACCCAGUUAUGUCCUGUGUUUUAUUCCCACAUCAGCUGGUCACCUCUCUGAGCUGGACCAUAUCAUGGAAUAAACAUAUGCCUAAAGCUGUGCUGUUAAACAGUCUGAAGAUGUGCUGUGGUUAAAAGAUGAUCUGCAGUGAUGAGGACGUUUAAAUGGUACUGACAGGAAAGAGGGAUCUGACUGAGUCCACAGUGGCAGAGAAAACUUGAUUGAUGCUGUUUAUUGUUGUAGCAAGUGCAGUGCUCCGGGAUGGUGAAUGUUUUGUUUACAGCAUUUAAUUUUUGUUUACUUUGAACUGCAAUUUACCUCAUUGUGGAAACCCAUUUGUUAGGCCUGCACAUCUUAAAUGAAGCCUACACCAAUGGAGUGAAUCCAAUGAGGGCAUGUGUCAAGAAACAAAACGAAACGCUCCUAUGUUCUCAGCCAUACUCCGUUGAAAUGAACACUUAUGAAACAUUGACAAAUCUGGUACAAUGCAUGAAUGAAAAGAUACCAGUGAUCUUUAUAAAGGCCUUUGUAUCCACAGUAGAAAUGGCAGGACCACGUGUGUGUUUACCACAACAUUACAACAACUUUUGCCAUGUGACAACUAUGGAUGUAUUAAGAGAGCUGAUGAGCCCCGCUACUGAGCCUUGCUGCUGAUUUGCUCCUGUGGCCACUUGUGGUACUGCAGUGCAAAAACAUUAAGCGGCCCAAAAAGCAUUUUUAGACCACUAAUAUAAAAGAGACAUCUCAAAAAACAUUAAAGCUGUUUUUAGUCGUGUGACACCAUCCCAAUAUAAAGUCCACGCAGCCAGCGAGAGAAACACUAAUACUCGAGCAGUGGGCCACACAAUUCAGGGGCACACCUGGAACCUAAAAGACAUUUUUGGCUUAUGCGCUUUCCAAGUAAUUUUUCAUUGAAACAAACAGGCGCCAUCUUGGAGUGUGGUAUCCAGUUCUUAUAAUACAUCCAUGCUGACAGUAUGUACAACAUGUAUCUGGUAAAUUAUCUUUUGCAACAUAAGCUAAGAUUCUGUCAAAAGGAAAUAAAAGCUGAUUUUAGGUGAUGGUUGCUAAAAUGUCAAGAUCUGUUAUAAAACUACAAGACCUAAACUGACUGGAAGAACAUUUGAAGACAGUUUCCUACAAGUUCUAUUUUGUAAUUCUAAAUGGCAUAUGUGGUAUGGUACACAUAUGGAAAUAUCAAAUGAUCUUUCUGUCAUUUCUUGCAGUGAAAUGUUCCCUUGAAGAUGAACUCUGAAAGGUUUUAGGAAAAACUCCACUUCUACAGAAAUGAUGAUGAUCAAUGUUCCCCUCGGCUUUGGUGACAAACUGUCGAUUUAACCAACACAGGAAAAAGCCUUGUGCGUGAAUGUUGUAAUAUGAUACAAACUGUCAUCUCUCAAUGUUCUCAGAACAGUAUUUACAUAUAUAUUUAAGAGUCAAGUCACUAAUUUAUUGCCUUUUAAGUUGUGUUGCCAGAUGUGGGGAAAUAAGUGGACACAAUCUCAGUCUCCCCCAUGUUGCUGCUUUGAUGUGUUCAUGUCAUAUGUGUUGAUAUUUUGAUGCACAAUAUUUUUAUUGCAGGCUGUUGAAGAGAGACUGGUGUAAAAUACAAAUAUGUAAAAUUAAAAGCUUAUUGAAAUAAUGUUUCAAAAUUCUGAUGGACCUUAAAUUUUACAGUAAUUUUUCUGCCCUUGUGUAUAAUAUGAGCUUUUUAUGCAUUUCUGUGGAAAAAACUGGCAAAAAUAAUGGCAAUAUAUUGUAAAGUGUAAAAUCAAGGGGUAUUGCGAAUCAUUACAAAUCCUAGCAUGAAUCCACUGUGGCCUGAAUUCGAGGCAUAGUGAAAACUUUUGUAUUCAGUUAAACUUUUUCAGCAACUUUUUAUUAUUCCACUUGCAAAAGUUUUUGCUGUUUUAAAAUAUCUCAUCUCUAUAACAUCAUCUCAUGUUGUCUGUCCCCACACUGAAAGAAAAAAAAUAAAUGAAAUAAAAGCUUGUGCCUCAAAAAGGGAUGUUACUAUAAGCCAAAUAAAAUCCCUUCAAACCAGUAAAACUGUUGCUGGAACAAAACAAGUAAAGACAAGAUUAGUGUUCACAGUUGACUUUUCCGUUCUGUGGUAACUUGUUUAGCUCAUCACCUGAACUUUCUAUUGCAAACUAUUUUCAAAAUAAAAUAGGUUGAGAGCGUUUUCAAAAACUACAAUUGGUGAUGCAUUGAGGGACACUCAGACAUGUUACACUUGAUUAUCAUUCGCCAAAAAGCAGGAAAAUCAUUUUAUAUGACAUUAAAUAAAGAAACAAAAUCAUGUUAUAGGGGAGCUGCAGGCUGAAAAAUGGCUUCAGAAGGUAUUAAAAAAGUAGAAUUUACAAAAGUCCCAUAUUUUCUCUUGCCUUUUAACAUUAGUUAUAUUUUUUGUACAUGUUUGUGGGCCUUCAGGAGACUUUAAAGUCAAGAGUUUAAGUCAGUGUCAUCAGACCCAGUCACCAUUGUGAGCUUUAGAAGCUAUGAGCUCACUCUCUGAUAAUGGCCAAAUGUCAAUUUUAGAAAAACCUAAAGAAACUUAAAUGGAUUCAUUAUUUUUAAAAUUGUUAAAUCCAUCAAUCAAUUUCUCGAUAUUUCUCCUGCCUGCAUAAAUUAAUUUAAGCUAAAUGACGGGUUAAAAUGCCAUUAUUUUAAAGCGCUCUGUAUCUGUAUUCAGCCUUCAUGAGUCUGAAUGUAUUUCUACAUGUUUACACUCAUUAUGAGUCUGGCUUGUGAUUUAUGAUUUAUUUUUGAACUUGAGUUGAGCUAUUUUCUUUGUGUGUGUGUGUGUUAGUGUUGAAGAAUUUUAUUUAAAUCUCUCCAUCAAUCUUUGUUGAAGCUGCCUUUUCUAUUAUUUUACCCAUGGUUCACCCACACUGGUGUUUUUACUUAUUGUGACUAAUCACGCCUCGUCUCUGGACUCUGUGGGUGUGAAGAAAGUGUGCUUGAUUUACAUCUCUGAUCUCUCAUGGUUGAAUCCAAAAACAAUUGUAACGUCUCUGGAAACAUUGCUGUAAAAAGUGAAAAAUAAAGUUUACCACAGCAUCUCCACUACAUGUCUCUGUUUGAUUAUCGGCUAAUAGAGAUUUAACUUGGUCCCAGAUCUCAAAUAGGUCUCGUCUUAUGAAACAAUUGACCAAUCAGAGGUUUAGUAAGUCAGACGCAUUUCCCAUGG